Messenger RNA from Lontra canadensis (Northern American river otter), 741 nucleotides. RefSeq names its product dynein light chain Tctex-type 1 (gene DYNLT1). Gene Ontology annotation, molecular function: dynein intermediate chain binding. The transcript has 5 exons. The record is from RefSeq and is a predicted model, not a curated record. NCBI's taxonomy places the organism in Eukaryota, Metazoa, Chordata, Mammalia, Carnivora, Mustelidae. Bases 75 to 416 code for a protein of 113 amino acids. Gene Ontology annotation, cellular component: cytoplasm; cytoplasmic dynein complex. Gene Ontology annotation, biological process: microtubule-based movement.
CGAAGGGCGGAGCCUGAGUGCGCCUGCGCAGUGCGCGCUACUCAGGAAGGCGGAGGCGACGCGCAGGAGGGAAGAUGGAAGACUACCAGGCUGCGGAGGAGACUGCUUUUGUUGUCGAUGAAGUGAGCAACAUUGUAAAAGAGGCUAUAGAGAGCGCGAUCGGUGGCAAUGCCUACCAGCACAGCAAAGUGAAUCAGUGGACCACAAACGUAGUAGAACAAACUUUAAGCCAACUCACCAAGCUGGGAAAGCCAUUUAAGUACAUCGUGACCUGUGUGAUUAUGCAGAAGAACGGAGCGGGGCUGCACACGGCGAGUUCCUGCUUCUGGGACAGCUCUACGGACGGCAGCUGCACCGUGCGGUGGGAGAACAAGACCAUGUACUGCAUCGUCAGCGCCUUCGGGCUGUCCAUCUGAGGCUCGCCGGCCUCCGCCCGUGCCUGCGCGCGCCGCCUCUCCCCACGGCCGCGGGCUCCGGCCAGCACCUUCCUCCUCUCUCUCGUGGCGCUCACGGCGUCAAGGACAGCCAGGUGACUGCCCUGUUCUGUGAACGGCAUAGCCAAGUCCGAGGACUGUCAUCCUGGGUGCUCAGGCCUCUGCUGCCACUCUCUUAACUCUGAAUAUUUCUUUUCCAAAGGUGCUAAAAACUGCAAUCUGCUAGUUUGAAACUUUCUCUCUCUCAGAUACACUAAUUUUCCAUACUUUGUACUUUGGUUAGAAUAAUAAAUUAUUCCACUUUGAA